This is a messenger RNA of Spirometra erinaceieuropaei, 1712 nucleotides long. The record is from the annotation of a GenBank genome assembly. Lineage: Eukaryota; Metazoa; Platyhelminthes; Cestoda; Diphyllobothriidea; Diphyllobothriidae.
AUGUUCAUAUACCUCGGACUCAGCGGUCUUCGAGGUUUGGACUCAGUGAGCUCCCUGCUGGCCCUCUUGACACGCCGCAAGUAUUGGACGCGCUGGGAGUUUCUGACCAACCUUCCAAAGCCUCAACUGGCCGUCUUCACUUUCAUAAACUUCUUUCAACUCUCCAUCCUCAUUGUGUGCAUAGUCCUUGCCGAAUUUACCUCUGCCUCCUACGUUACCCUGAUCACACCCUUCGUCCUCAUUGGCUGCGGUCUGAUCCGGGAGUUCUUGCUACCUAGAUGGCGAUGGCUAGCACCAUCCCUGGAAAAGGUAGGCGAUAUACCCCAACCAUUCUACAUAAGAAACAAACUGCCACAUAAAUUUCCAUUAUGACUUUUAGGUAUGUGUCAUAGAACACAUAUUCUUUACCAUUUAAAGUCCGUGUAUUGACUUCUACUACGAGGUAGAACUGAUGGAAUAACAUGAAAUUUGGUAUUUCGACCGAUGGGAUUAAACCUACUGUUGUCCGCAGUUUACAAAAUUAUCAACGGAGAUUCCCAUGCUAGCCACAGCGGUCUGCAUAAUUUCGUUUUACUCGGCGUUUGUUGCAUAACAGCCUGUUAUCCUGCAAGUGAUUUGUCUAGUCGACUGAACACCAAUUUGCGCCGGUCCGAUCUAUUCUGAGAUGCAGACAAUACGCAUAGGCGAUUACUGAAAUUGACAGAACCUGAGAAUCCUUUCUGGGUAAAAGUAAAGUUACCUGGGAAACUGCUGGGCAGUGUUAAGCAGAUGAAAUAAUGGCAGAAAUUUAAACCCAACGCUUAACCCUAAAAUCCAACACUGACCGCAACCGUAAAGCCUAACGAUAAGCCUAGAAACCGAAACGUAACCAAAAUCUUAAAACCCAACGGUAACCCAAAACCUAGUCAUAACCCUAACCCUAACCUUGACCCUAAUUCUAACCUUAACCCUAUCCCCAAACUUAGGCCUAACCCUAACCCUAACCUUAACCGCAACCCUAACGGGAACCUAAACCCUACCCCUAACACUGAAACCUGACCCUAGAACGCAAACCCUAAUCCUAAGACUUAACUUAUGCCUAACCCUAACCCUCACUAAACCCAACAGCCUGACAGAAACGGGCGACCUGGGUAACUCAGUUAUAGCACACCUACUGAUAAAAACUUCCCUACACAAGGUAAGCAAACCUACUGAUAACAAGUACGUACGUCGGCAAUAUCAACGUAUAAUGUCUGGCUAUCAACUGCGAUCUUACCCUUUGUGUUUUGAAAUUUACGUAUAACUGCUGCGAUAUAAGCACUAAAACACCGACCUCGGUUCGUUAAGUAGGCCUCCUGAUUGUCGAAAAGAGUCACGGCUUUCGAUGAGACACUUCGGAACUCUCAUUGUUUAGGGUAGUAUAUGACCGAUUGACGACAAUGGUGGGAAAUGUCGUUGUAUCCUUUAGUUUUUUUCGGAGAUCGUUAGAGUUAAGUGGAGGUUGCACUGUAUUCCAAGCAACCUGCCAUUUUGGCUGAUACAGAAAAAGAAACCAGUACUCUUCCGAAUGCUUUCCAUGUUUUUUUCUUUAUUUUAAGCUUGACAAACGCUGCCUUCCAGCUGCUGGUACCUUCAAGGACCCAACAAGUUCGACCUUCGAGGAGGAAUCUGGAUCGUCGGAAAAGGUCGACAAGCAAUUAAACCACGAGUCCGUGGAAACUUUGCUUUUCUAA